This is a messenger RNA of Ipomoea nil (Japanese morning glory), 1525 nucleotides long. Its product is annotated as protein BPS1, chloroplastic-like. The record is from RefSeq and is a predicted model, not a curated record. The transcript is spliced from 3 exons. The coding region runs from base 244 to 1299 and encodes 351 amino acids. Gene Ontology annotation, biological process: shoot system development; root development. Lineage: Eukaryota; Viridiplantae; Streptophyta; Magnoliopsida; Solanales; Convolvulaceae.
CAAAACGCACCAUUUCAACGGUCAUUUUAUCAUCUAAGGAUACGAAACCCUAUAUUGUCAUUUGUCAAUACUUGUGCGAAACCCUUAUCGCAAGCGCCGUCUGCGGCUAAUAUUCUACCGACUUCGCCUCUCUGUAUCCGUAUAUUAUUCGCUCAGCUUAGUUUGAAUCGUUGGAUUUGACCGUCUGGAUCGGCUUCAGAUUUGAAUAGCAAAACGUUUGUUUCUGUAUAUUACUUGUACGAAAUGAGUCGUCCACAGGAGCCACACCGACCAUUUUUCUCGUUUGGAAAUCCCCUCAGAAUGAUAUUACCUAAGGGCUCACACCUGUCUCCAAGACUUAUUUCUUUGUUGAAGUCUUUUGAGGAGUCAUUGGCAGGUAAGCUUAAAAGUCUCAUUCCUGGAGGCGGGGAAGAUGUCAUAAGCUUAUUAUGGAUGCAGCAAGCAAUUGUUUCACUUUCUCAAAUCCAUAUAGAAACUAAAGAACUUAUAACUGCACUUGAAUUUCCUGUAUCUGAUUGGGAUGAGAAGUGGAUUGAUGUGUACUUGGACAACAGUGUGAGGUUACUGGAUAUUUGUACUUCUAUCAGCUCUGAGAUCACAAGGAUCAACCAAGCCAAUCUUUUUCUUAGCUGUGCUGUGCAUUACCUGGAGGGUGAAGAAAAACAAAUUAUGCAAGCAUGCUCAUCAUUGAAUGGAUGGAGGCAGCAUAUGAAUUCUCAAAAUCCAAGAUUGGAGCGAUGCUUUGAGAAGUUGAACACCCUCACUGAAAGUUUGAACUUACCUAAGAUAAAAAAUUCUGCAAAAGGGAAGGUUUUGAUGCAAGCUUUGUAUGGAGUCCGGAUGGUAACCAUUUUCAUUUGCAGUGUGUUUGCUGUUGCUUUCUCAGGGUCUGUGGGCAACUUGAAGGAGCUAGAGGUCCUCGAGACUUGCCUAUGGGCCGAUGCUUAUGUUGAUCUGCAGGGUUUCAUUAACAGGGAAAUGAGGAACAUAUAUUCUAGUGGAGCAGCAACAGCAUUGAAGGACCUUGAAGCCAUUCAUGCAAGUGUGGAGAAACUGCAUCCCAUCAUACAGGAUGGAGUAAACCCUAUCGGAGCUGAUGUAUUGCCACACGAGACUUCAGGUUUGGCAAAGAUGGCAGAUCGACUUUCCAAAGGACUCGAUGGUUUGGCAAAGGAAGUUGAUGGAUUCUUCCAAAUUGUUCUUACUGGACGUGAUGCUUUGCUUUGUAACCUAAGAAUUGGGAGCAACAAUGCCAGCCCAUCACAAGAGAACAAUGCAGAACAGCCAACUCUGAGGUGACUCUUUGGUAAUAUGUAUGUUGACUAUGAUCAUCUGUAUGCAAAGGGGUUAAAAUGUGCGGUUUCCUGUUACUGUGUUGAAUAUAUAGUAGCGCAUAGUAGUACAGUAUGUGUCAGCAAUUGUGAUAUUAGUAGUCAUUUGUGGUCUGAUAAUGUCAUAAUAUUUACAUGUUUUGUACACUUUUACUAUUGUAAUGAUGUAUAUAAGUAUAUUUUGCUUGCUUAAA